Emys orbicularis (European pond turtle) is the source of this 1053-nucleotide messenger RNA. RefSeq names its product prolactin-releasing peptide receptor-like. The record is from RefSeq and is a predicted model, not a curated record. Gene Ontology annotation, biological process: G protein-coupled receptor signaling pathway. Gene Ontology annotation, molecular function: neuropeptide binding; neuropeptide Y receptor activity. The coding region runs from base 1 to 1053 and encodes 350 amino acids. The transcript is spliced from 2 exons. Lineage: Eukaryota; Metazoa; Chordata; Testudines; Emydidae. Gene Ontology annotation, cellular component: neuron projection; plasma membrane.
AUGGAACCAAUUGGGAAUUGGGACAGGCUCCCGACCAAUGACAGCAUCAACGAGAUCAUCCUCAAGAACAGCUCCAAUUCCAGCUCUCAGUUUACGGGAGUCCAGUUGAUCCAGUCCUUCAAGCCCCUCAUCAUCCCCUGCUACACCCUGGUGGUGCUGAUCGGCAUCUUCGGCAACUAUCUUCUCCUCUACGUCAUCUGUAGGACCAAAAAGAUGCACAAUGUCACCAACUUCUUCAUUGGGAACUUGGCUUUCUCAGAUAUGCUGAUGUGUGCAACGUGUGUUCCUUUUACCCUGGCCUACGCCUUCAACCCACAGGGCUGGAUCUUCGGAAAAUUCUUGUGUUACUUCGUGUUCCUGAUGCAGCCUAUGACAGUCUAUGUGUCCGUCUUCACCCUCACAGCUAUUGCUGUAGACAGGUACUAUGCCACGGUGCACCCGCUGAAGAAGCGCAUCUCGGUCACCACCUGUGUGUAUGUGGUGGGUGGAAUCUGGUUGCUCUCCUGUGCACUGGUGGCCCCUGCCAUCGCCCACACGUAUCAUGUGGAGUUCCAGAAGGAGGGCUUUGCCAUCUGCGAGGAGUUCUGGAUGGAAGAGGAGAAGGAGCGCCUGGCCUAUGCCUAUAGCACCCUGAUCAUCACCUACAUCUUGCCCCUCUCAGCUGUCUCCCUCUCAUACAUCUGUAUCACAGUCAAGCUCAAGAACCGUGUGGUGCCCGGUCACCCAACACAAAGCCAGGCAGAGUUCGACCGGGUGAGGAAGAGGAAGAUCUUCCGCCUCAUCGUGCUGGUGGUGGCUGCUUUUGGGAUCUGCUGGCUCCCCAUCCACGUCUUCAACAUAAUUCGUGACAUAGACAUCAAUCUCAUCAACAAGCACUACUUCCUGCUCAUCCAGCUGCUCUGCCACUGGUUCGCCAUGAGCUCCUCCUGCUGCAACCCCUUCCUCUACGCCUGGUUGCAUGACCGCUUCCGCAGUGAGCUGAAGAAGAUGUUCACCUUCAAGCAGAAAAUCAUCCCCACUAAUAACUGCGUAGCUGUGAGUGUGAUGCUCUGA